Molecule: messenger RNA, 2673 nt
Organism: Volvox carteri f. nagariensis
Lineage: Eukaryota; Viridiplantae; Chlorophyta; Chlorophyceae; Chlamydomonadales; Volvocaceae
Exons: 8
Coding region: 1-1965 (654 amino acids)
Source: RefSeq, a predicted model, not a curated record
AUGCCAUCGCCCGCGUACAACGCCGCACAGGCUUCCCACGGCCAUGACCACGACCUGGCAGUUCAGCUGACCUAUGUCGUCGACGUGGCCGGAAAAAUGGUACAGAUAUUACAUGCUUGUAAACAUAGCGACGGUGAUGGAACUGCGGUGGCUCGUUGCCCAAGCCCUGUCCCCGAGCUGCUCCAGGGCGACACCCUGUCCUUCCUGUCCUCCGUCCUGCGCACCUACCCCCGCGGCCCCACCAGCCGGCAAGCCCUGGCCAACUGGACCGCAGCCGCCACCGCCUUCCUGCAGGACCACCAACGAAGACAGCGCCAGCAGAGACUAACCGCACAGAGUUUGGCAGAUGCGGCAGCCGACGUGGCAGUGUUCCUGUCCUCCAAACGCGCUUUUCCCGCGCCCGCUGCCGCCACCGCGGCGGACCGGAACACGGCCGACGACAAAGGGGACGAUGUGCCGGGUCUCAUGGAGGUACCACCGAGGCCCAGAGCCAAGGGCACUGGUGCCGGCUGCAUUGGCGACAGCAGUAGCGGUGAUGGCUGUGGCAGUGGCAGCGGUGGAGAUCAUACUAGAAACAGCGCUGAGGCAGCUACAGUAACCGGAUUGCCUUCCAGGCGGGCAUUGAUGACGGCGGCAACUCCCGCUGGUAAAGCUGCUCGCAGCAGCAGCGGCAACAGCAGUAGCAAAGGAGGCUCCCGCGCCAUUGAUGUAACCAUAGGCGGGGACAGCGGCGCGGGCGACGAAGGAGAGGGCGAAGCAGAGGGCAACGCGCGGCGCCAUUCCGGAGAUGGGGGCGAUGCGGUUGAUGGCGAUAGGGAUGAGGACUGGGGCGCGACGGGCUUAGGGAGUGAUGAGUUCAGCGACGAUGAUGCCGCUGCCGACGACUUGUCCAUGAUGCCGGAGAUUCCCACCAACAUUACAGGCGUGCAGUACGGCGGUUUGCCGUUAGUACGGCGGGUUUUGCUGGCACAGCUGCUGCUGGGCUGGAUGAACGGGAUACGGCUAGGAGUUCCGGAUUUGUCCUUUGCAAUUGAGGAGGACUUCGCGCGAUUGGUUAAACAGAUGUACGAAAUUCACGUGGAAUCCGUGGCGCAACGUGCCAUCAUGGAAUACUUCCACAUCUCCAAGGCGGGCGGCACCAGCUGGACCUCAGCGGCGGGCCUCAGCGGCUGCCAGAAGCCCCGCGCCAACGCCGCUCGUGUUCGAGGUCUUGACGACGAUUGCCGCUGGAUUAACGGCACGUUACUGCGAGAUCUGGGCAUCGAAAUACAUCGGAACAGCAACGGGCAGGAGCCCCUGUCGCGGCUUGUGAGCAACAUCAAGUACAUGCUCGUACGAUUACGCACGACGCUCUUUCGAAGGCAUCCCGGUCCGGAGCUAUUUCGUCAGCUCUUUUGCAACGCGUCUGCUUCCGUAUGGGAGAUGUACUCGCCCCCCGUAGCGGACAACUACAACAUACGGACGCUGGUGGGCGAGCGUGCCUUUCACGCGCCGCUGCACGGCAUUGGGGAGGCCCAUGAGGCAGUUGCCAAGAAGCUGCUGCUGCAGUACGAUUUAGUUCUGGAUCUCAAUGCGGGUGACGCGGCUGCAGACCGGGUGAUGCGCGAGGGGCUGGGCUGGCACAAGACACUGGCUGAGGUUCGCGUUUGGACCAUAGAGCGGCUGGUAAGGAAGUCUGGCCUGGACUUGGGAGCGGCCUGCGCCCUGGGGGACUUGACGCCACUGCUUGUACGGCAAGUAUACGACCAGCGAUGGUACAGUUUCGGUCGCACUCUGAGUCACUUGGAUCAGCUGUUCCUCUCAGCAGCGGCUCACCUGGGAUUGAAGCCCUGGCCACAAGACUGGGCGCAAAAAGCGUGGGGCCUGGAGGCGGGCGCCGCAGCUUCCGCGGAUGAGGAGCUCCUGGGCCGUUGUGGGUUGCUGGGUGCGACGCAGGCGCUGCGGCAUGUUCCGCUGGGCGACUAAAUGAUGUAUGUGUGUAGGUAGGUACGUACGUACGUGAGUGGGUAGCUAGCAUCGUGUUGGCGGAUUUAAUUUGCGUGGAGUGGCGUGGGGGAAAAUGCGUAGCGCGGUUGGAGGGGUGAAGGGCGGACGUCCGGUGUGAUCAUGCGUGCUGAAAAGAGUGACGGCUUCAUGGUUGGGCGCGUCGCAUGCGGUAUAUAUAAAACAUGGCAUUAGGAAUAAUGCGCACUUGUGUUGCUGUACAUGGACAAUGUACAGGUAUGAUGUGCACGUGUAUACAUUCAAGUUCUAUGUGGAACAUGUGAUGACGUGAUUUUAAUGUGAUUGCGAUCCUCAAGAAGAGUGAGAUGGGCGAUCCAGGAAUGCAUAUUGGCGGAAAGCAUAUUUAUCCAUGCCUAGACACUUCCUUGUUGCCGACACGAUCCGUCGUGCAUAAGUCCGUACAUAUCCAUCUCGGUCGAUAGUAGAUAGUCCUUUUUGUCUUCCUGACCGGGUUCACUGCGAGGAGCGGGCGCGAUACAGCCCACCGGCCCGCUCUAGAUCUGUUAUUAUGGCCCUUUUCCAAGGGUGCUACAUUGCCUACAUGACCUUCUACCCACUUACCGAACCGUAUGACAUUGUUGUUCUCAUACUGUCGGCCUCGUAGUCGUUGACCGUUGAUAACUUCGUCUGUAGGCGGUUGCCCGCCUGCUGGCUUCUGCCUGCCGUGGU